Molecule: messenger RNA, 648 nt
Organism: Sphaerulina musiva SO2202
Lineage: Eukaryota; Fungi; Ascomycota; Dothideomycetes; Mycosphaerellales; Mycosphaerellaceae
Exons: 1
Coding region: 1-648 (215 amino acids)
Source: RefSeq, a predicted model, not a curated record
AUGUAUACUACUUCAACUAUAAUCCUCUCUCUGCUCCAACUGCUCAUAGCACAGCCUACAUCAGCAGCACCUCUAAGCAGCCCCAGUAAUAAUAAUAAUAAUCAAAAUAAUAACACCACCACUCUCAACACCCGCACCGACCCCAACACCUUCCAAAUCCAAAUCCACAACAACUGUCCCUUUCCCAAACAAUUCGCCCUCUACCAAAUCACCUCCUCCUUCGCCAUGCUCGAAAAAUCCUCUCCCAUCAACAUCCCCUCCAAAGCCUCCUCCACCAUCUCCGCCCCCUACCUCGAAACCGGCAUGCGUCUCUCGGGCCACGCCGAAUGGGGCGCAUCCCGCCAAUGGAACGCGCAAGCACUUUUCGAAUUCGGCUACUCGGAUAUUACGUAUGCGGGUCAGAGAUUGCAAGGAACGGCAUAUGAUGCUUCUGUCAUGACGGGAUCGGAUGCGGAUAUUGGAAUUGGAAUUUAUCCUUUGCCGAAUGGGAAAGGGAGUGCGAAGAGUUGUGUUAGUAAGACUUGUUUUCCGUGGGAUUGUCCUGCGGAGCAGGGGUGGACGGAUCCGAAGCAGGUGGAGUUGGGUUCGCCGGCGGAUACGGUUUGUUAUAAGGGGAAAAUGGAUUUUAAGGUGGUGUUUUGUCCUUGA